Messenger RNA from Oncorhynchus tshawytscha (Chinook salmon), 2894 nucleotides. RefSeq names its product amyloid protein-binding protein 2. Gene Ontology annotation, biological process: intracellular protein transport. Lineage: Eukaryota; Metazoa; Chordata; Actinopteri; Salmoniformes; Salmonidae. Gene Ontology annotation, molecular function: protein binding. The transcript has 13 exons. The record is from RefSeq and is a predicted model, not a curated record. The coding region runs from base 250 to 2010 and encodes 586 amino acids.
CAGACCCCGAGUGUGAAAAACAGGGUGGGGGCAGAGAUAGACCUUCUGGCAGACUGCACUGGUUCAGUGCGUAUCCUAGGAACAUGGCCGAUGGUUAAUGCUGGUGCUUAACCAGAUGAAACAGUCAAAACUGUUUUGUUACAUGAGAAGGUACAAGAAAAGGAGUUUAAAUUUGGCAAGGUGGUUAGCUAGCUACCGACCGUCGAUCGAGCAGAGGGGGUGUUAUUGGCUGGAGAAAAGGAAAACAACAUGGCGGCCUUGGAGCUCGAAUGGAUCCCAGAGACACUGUACAACACUGCUAUAUCAGCAGUGGUGGACAAUUACAGUCGAUCGCGAAGAGAUAUUCGUUCCCUCCCUGAAAAUAUUCAAUUUGAUGUGUAUUACAAGCUGUACCAGCAGGGUCGGCUCUGCCAGCUGGGAGGGGAGUUCUGUGAGCUGGAGGUGUUUGCCAAAGUACUAAGGGCCUCUGACAAAAGACACCUCCUGCACCAUUGCUUCCAGGCCCUGAUGGAUCAUGGGGUGAAAGUGGCUUCUGUCCUGGCCAACUCCUUCAGCCGCCGCUGCUCCUACAUUGCAGAGUCUGAUGCCCAUGUGAAAGAGAAGGCUAUUCAGUUUGGCUUUGUUUUAGGUGGCUUUCUGUCUGAUGCAGGCUGGUAUGGUGAUGCAGAGAAGGUGUUUCUGUCGUGUCUGCAGCUGUGCACACUGCAUGAUGAGGUGCUUCACUGGUACCGUGCUGUGGAGUGCUGUGUCAGGUUGCUUCAUGUCCGGAAUGGCAACUGCAAGUACCAUCUUGGUGAAGAGACUGUCAAGUUGGCCCAGUUGUAUAUGGACAAAUUGGCCAAACAUGGUCAUCAGGCCAACAAAGCUGCGCUCUAUGGAGAGCUGUGUGCGCUGCUCUUUGCUAAGAGCCACUAUGAUGAGGCCUACAGGUGGUGCAUAGAGGCAAUGAAAGAAAUCACAGUGGGUUUGCCUGUUAAAGUUGUGGUAGAUGUCCUGAGACAGGCCUCCAAGGCCUGUGUGGUAAAGAGGGAGUUCAGUAAGGCAGAGCAGCUGAUAAAGCAUGCUGUUUUCCUGGCACGUGAGCAUUUUGGACACAAGCAUCCCAAAUAUUCAGACACUCUCCUUGAUUAUGGGUUUUAUUUGCUGAAUGUGGAUAACAUCUGCCAAUCAGUUGCAAUAUACCAGACGGCUCUAGAUAUCCGGCAGUCGGUUUUCGGGGGAAAGAAUAUCCAUGUGGCCACAGCUCACGAGGACCUGGCAUACUCCUCCUAUGUCCAUCUGUACAGCUCUGGCAAAUUUGACAACGCGCUAUUCCACGCAGAGAGGGCCAUAGACAUCAUCACUCACAUUCUCCCAGAGGAUCAUCUGCUGCUGGCCUCCUCCAAAAGAGUCAAAGCUCUGAUCCUGGAGGAGAUCGCUAUUGACUGCCACAACAAGGAAACAGAGGAGAGGCUGCUCCAGGAUGCCCAUGACCUCCACCUCUCCUCCCUCCAGCUGGCCAAGAAAGCCUUCGGGGAGUUUAAUGUUCAGACAGCGAAACACUAUGGCAACCUGGGCCGCCUAUACCAAUCCAUGAGGAAGUUCAAGGAGGCAGAGGAGAUGCACAUCAAGGCCAUCCAGAUCAAGGAGCAGCUUCUGGGUCAGGAGGACUACGAGGUGGCUCUGUCUGUGGGCCACCUGGCCUCUCUCUACAACUACGACAUGAACCAGUAUGAAGAUGCUGAGAGGCUCUACCUGCGCUCCAUCGCUAUCGGUAAGAAGCUGUUUGGCGAGGGCUACAGUGGACUGGAAUACGACUACAGGGGCCUAAUUAAACUGUACAACUCUUUAGGGAACUAUGAGAAAGUCUUUGAGUACCACAAUAUUUUAUCCAAUUGGAAUCGGCUGAGGGACCGGCAGUUUGCUGUAGCUGAUGCCCUGGAGGACGUCAACACCAGCCCCCAGGCCACAGAGGAGGUGGUGCAGUCCUUCCUACUGUCACAGAACCAUGGGGCUGGCCCACCUGCUUAGGCUUCCUACACAGACACAUGCACACACAUGCCCACACGCAGAUAGAAACGCUAAGGUGUUCACAGCUCGCUUAAAUCUAUUGAACACACCCUCUCCACAUCAAGUUACACGGUUGGCCUUGCAAUGGGCCACCUGGCUUUAGGGAAAUGCACUAUGGCCUGUGGAAUGCAUCUGAUCCAGUCUUUUUAUCGUUCUCCUGUGAUCAACCCUGCAGAUAACAUUUGAUGGGAGGAAUCACUUGCUAUACACUUUGCAUUACCUAACACCGCUUUCAUCACCGUCAGUCUUCUGUUAGAGGAAUUGAGACCAGGGGGGGAGAAAACAAUGAGAACAUAGUGUUUUAUAGAAUAGUACAUGGGGUUUUUUUCUGCUUCAUUUUUGGUCAGAGCUUGCCCUUUAUUGACCAUUGUCCCCUGUAAGCAUGGAUUCAGCACCACUUGGCUUUUUGUUUUGGUCAAUUAUAAAAAGCCAGAGUGACUUUUUCUGGGUGCAAUCCUUCUGUUAUUGUGCUAAUGUCAUGAGGGAGUUUACAACCCAUUUCAUCCAUGGACCAAAUCUUCGGUUCUAUUUCUUUUUGGAACAUCUGUUUCUGCCUCACUCUAAAGAUGUUGUUGGUGCAGUCCUUCAUGCAUGCGUUUUAAAGGUUGUCUGUGAUUUGAUGAAUUUGAAAUGCACCAGCAUGUGUAUUGAAUUGGACCACAAUUGUUGGACCACUGACUUAUGGAAUAUUUGAAAGUGUACGUUAGAGUACCUUUGUGGAAUUAAAAUGCCAAGUAUUUAUAAGGAAUUUCAGAAAGCUAAACCAAACACAAGUCAGCUAAAACUUGCUAUUGAGAUGACUCCCUCCCUGUCGGACUAAGACCCUCAAAACACACCGUUAACAA